AUGCACCAACACAGAUCAAUAGACACAAGAGAUAAUCAUAACAACCCCAUGCUCCUUUUAGGUAGAAAACUUGGAUAUACCUUCAACAACCAGAACUUCCAUAACGUGUCUCUGGGGCAAGGACAGGAGGCAGUGGCUGAGGCUGCCCUGGACCUGGCCGCCAGGAAGGGUCACUGGGUGAUUUUGCAGAACAUCUACCUGGUGGCCAAGUGGCUCAGCACCCUGGAGAAAAAGCUGGAGGAGCACAGCGAGAACAGCCACCCAGAGUUCAGGGUCUUCAUCAGUGCGGCGCCUACACCCUCCCCUGAGGGUCACCUCAUCCCCCAGGGCAUCCUGGAGAACUCCAUUAAAAUCACCAAUGAGCCUCCCACGGGCAUGCAUGCCAACCUGCACAAGGCCCUGGACAACUUCACGCAGGACACCCUGGAGAUGUGCUCCUGGGAGACGGAGUUUAAGAGCAUUCUCUUUGCUCUCUGUUACUUUCAUGGGGUGGUGGCCGAAAGACGAAAGUUUGGGCCCCAGGGAUGGAAUCGCUCCUACCCCUUCAGCACUGGGGACCUCACCAUCUCUGUGAAUGUGCUCUACAACUUCCUGGAGGCCAACGCAAAGGUCCCCUAUGACGACUUGCACUACCUCUUUGGAGAGAUCAUGUAUGGAGGCCAUAUCACAGAUGACUGGGACAGGAGACUCUGCAGGACCUAUCUGGAGGAAUUCAUCAAACCAGAAAUGCUACUAGGAGAGCUGUGUCUGGCCCCAGGGUUCCUGGUCCCAGGAAACAUGGACUACAAUGGCUACCAUCAGUACAUCGAUGCCAAGCUGCCCGCAGAGUCGCCCUACCUCUAUGGCCUCCACCCCAAUGCGGAGAUCAGCUUCCUGACCCAGACCUCGGAAAAGCUCUUUCGCAUGGUCCUGGAGCUGCAGCCCCAGGACAGCCAAGGCGGAGAGGGGGCAGGAGCCACAAGAGAAGAAAAGAGGGAGCUGACUAUGACCGGUGACAUGGAGAACUUACAGAAUGCCCUGUACCUAGACACAGUGCCAGAGCCCUGGGCCAGGCGAGCCUACCCUUCCACAGCAGGCCUGGCAGCCUGGUUUUUGGACCUCCUCAACUGA
This is a messenger RNA of Manis javanica (Malayan pangolin), 1110 nucleotides long. Lineage: Eukaryota; Metazoa; Chordata; Mammalia; Pholidota; Manidae. The record is from RefSeq and is a predicted model, not a curated record.